This is a messenger RNA of Dipodomys ordii (Ord's kangaroo rat), 1648 nucleotides long. It is a transcript of the gene Nck1, whose product is annotated as NCK adaptor protein 1. Gene Ontology annotation, molecular function: ephrin receptor binding. NCBI's taxonomy places the organism in Eukaryota, Metazoa, Chordata, Mammalia, Rodentia, Heteromyidae. The coding region runs from base 71 to 1204 and encodes 377 amino acids. Gene Ontology annotation, biological process: negative regulation of endoplasmic reticulum stress-induced eIF2 alpha phosphorylation; positive regulation of translation in response to endoplasmic reticulum stress; positive regulation of endoplasmic reticulum stress-induced intrinsic apoptotic signaling pathway. The record is from RefSeq and is a predicted model, not a curated record. The transcript has 4 exons.
UAGGAUAAGAACAUGAAGUGGAGAAGGGGAGCAUUGGAUCCCACUGGGCCUGCCAAACUAGGCUGGAAAGAUGGCGGAGGAAGUAGUGGUGGUAGCCAAAUUUGAUUAUGUGGCUCAACAAGAACAAGAGCUGGAUAUCAAGAAGAAUGAGAGAUUAUGGCUUCUGGAUGAUUCUAAGUCCUGGUGGAGAGUUCGAAAUUCAAUGAAUAAAACUGGUUUUGUCCCUUCUAACUACGUGGAAAGGAAGAACAGUGCUCGAAAAGCAUCUAUUGUGAAAAACUUGAAGGAUACCUUAGGCAUUGGAAAAGUGAAACGAAAACCCAGUGUUCCAGACACGGCAUCUCCUGCCGAUGAUAGCUUCGUGGACCCAGGGGAGCGUCUGUAUGACCUCAACAUGCCCGCCUAUGUGAAAUUCAACUACAUGGCCGAGAGGGAGGACGAGCUGUCCCUGAUCAAAGGGACGAAGGUGAUCGUCAUGGAGAAGUGCAGUGAUGGCUGGUGGCGGGGGAGCCACAAUGGGCAGAUUGGAUGGUUCCCAUCCAACUACGUGACCGAAGAAGGGGACAGUCCUCUGGGCGACCACGUGGGUUCUCUGUCCGAGAAACUAGCGGCAGUUGUCAAUAACCUAAACACUGGGCAAGUGUUGCACGUGGUACAGGCGCUUUACCCGUUCAGCUCAUCCAACGAUGAAGAACUCAAUUUUGAGAAAGGCGAUGUCAUGGAUGUUAUUGAAAAGCCGGAAAACGACCCUGAGUGGUGGAAAUGUAGGAAGAUGAACGGAACCGUUGGUCUGGUGCCAAAGAACUACGUGACUGUCAUGCAGAAUAAUCCAUUAACCUCAGGCCUAGAGCCAUCACCCCCACAGUGUGACUACAUUAGGCCUUCCCUCACUGGGAAGUUUGCUGGCAAUCCUUGGUAUUACGGCAAAGUCACCAGACACCAAGCAGAAAUGGCAUUAAAUGAAAGAGGACACGAAGGAGACUUCCUCAUUCGCGAUAGUGAAUCUUCGCCAAAUGAUUUCUCAGUAUCACUAAAAGCACAAGGGAAAAACAAGCAUUUUAAAGUCCAGCUCAAAGAGACUGUCUACUGCAUUGGGCAGCGAAAAUUCAGCACCAUGGAAGAACUUGUAGAACAUUACAAAAAGGCGCCAAUUUUUACAAGUGAACAAGGGGAAAAAUUAUAUCUUGUCAAGCAUUUAUCAUGAUACUGCUAAUCAGAAGUGACUGCUGUACAGCUUUAAUUCUCGUCGUACAAUUGAAGAUGAGGAAAAUAGUGAUCCAGUCUGCUUGAUUGGAUAUUACUGUUUCUAACUCUGUAUGAGAAUUGACUAUAAUAUAUAAGUAUUUUUAUUAUAACCCAACCCAUACAUACAUACUACAUUUGCAAUGCAUUUGCAUAGAACAAGUCCUUAUCUUAGGUCUUGUAUUUUACUGUUUUCUUCUUGCAGUUUUUGUCUUUGCUUCUAAUAUUAAGGUUUUGUAUUUUGAAAAAAAAAUCAAAUGAUGCAGCUUAGAAAUCUUUAUAAGGAAGUUCUUUAUUGCCUUUCCUUUAUUUCCUUGUGAAGAUACCUUGUUAGUUUUGUCACGGACUCUCUUCAUAUAAAAUUAUAUAUGGCAUAUGCUAAAAUAAAUUUCUUGAAGAGUGUUAA